Molecule: messenger RNA, 2376 nt
Organism: Limanda limanda (common dab)
Lineage: Eukaryota; Metazoa; Chordata; Actinopteri; Pleuronectiformes; Pleuronectidae
Product: protocadherin gamma-C3-like
Exons: 1
Coding region: 7-2376 (789 amino acids)
Biological process (GO): homophilic cell-cell adhesion
Cellular component (GO): plasma membrane
Molecular function (GO): calcium ion binding
Source: RefSeq, a predicted model, not a curated record
UUCACAAUGGGAUAUCGAGGACAAAGGCGCCGAGUGAACUGCUGGUGGAUUUUGUUGCUGUGCUUUGAGGAGGGGAUUUUGGCUCAGCUUAGAUACUCAGUUCCAGAAGAAGUACAAGUUGGAUCAGCUGUUGGAAAUGUCGCUAAGGAUUUGGGGCUUGACACCAGCACCUUGACAGACAGGAGGUUCCGCCUCGUUUCGGGUCCAAAUCACGCUCUGUUUCAGUUGAAUCAGAACAAUGGAGUGUUGUAUGUAGGGGGAAUUAUGGACCGUGAAGAAAUCUGCGAUGGAAUAAAGGUUUGUUCGAUAAACCUCAAAAUUGUUGUCGAGAGCCCACUGGAAAUACAUUAUGUGAGUGUUGAAAUAACAGAUGUUAAUGACCAUUCACCGACGUUUCCGGAAAACGAGCAGCGACUGGAAAUAGCAGAGCACACUCCCCCAGGUACUCGUUUCCAAAUCCAUGCAGCUAGAGACCCCGACGUCGGUACGCAGUCAGUGCGAUUAUAUAAACUGAACCAAAAUGAUUUUUUUGAUACAGAGGUGAGAGACAGCGAGGGGGACAAGAUCCCGUUUUUAGUUCUGAAAAAGCCUUUGGACAGGGAGAAAAAGGCAGAACAUAAUCUAACAUUAACGGCUACUGAUGGGGGCAGUCCGGCCAAAUCUGGGAGUCUUAAUUUAACAAUCACUGUACUAGAUGUAAAUGAUAAUCGCCCAGUGUUCAGCAAAGACACGUAUAGCGUGUCAUUAGAUGAAAAUGCACCGAUAGGAACUCUUGUAAUACAACUGAACGCUACGGAUUUAGAUGAAGGUCUGAAUAGCGCGAUUGAAUACACGUUUGGAAAAACACAGAAGAAGAAAGUGCAAGACACAUUUGAAUUAGACAGCGUCAGUGGUGAGAUUCGAGUUAAAGGAAAAGUGGACUUUGAGGACACGGAGAUUUACAGACUAGACUUGCAGGCUUCAGAUAAAGGUCAGCCACCCUGGACGGCUGAAAGCAGAGUCGUGAUCAAAAUUAAAGAUGUGAACGAUAAUCAGCCAGAUAUUGAAGUGACAUCACUGUCCAACCUUGUCCCCGAGGAUUCAAAGCCUGGCACCGUUAUCUCCCUUAUUAGUGUUACGGACAGAGACUCGGGUGUUAAUGGAAAAGUUAUUUGUAAAAUCUCAGAUAAUGUUCCAUUCGAUUUGACGCCAUCCAUUGAGGAAAACAUGUACUCUCUUGUCACCAAAGGUCGCUUGGACCGGGAAACUGUGUCCGAUUAUGACAUCACAAUAACAGCUACUGACUGUGGUGAACCUCAACUUUCCUCUGCAAAAACCUUACGUGUUCAGGUGUCAGAUGUAAACGAUAACAAACCAGUAUUUAGUCAGAAUCCAUAUGAACUUUAUUUGGUAGAAAACAUUACCCCGGGAUCAUCCAUAUUUUCUGUGACUGCUACUGAUAAUGAUCUAAAUGAAAACGCAGCAAUAACAUACCACAUUGUGAGAGGGGAUGGGCUGCAGGGUGAUAAGACAUCGUUCCUGAAUGUAAACUCUGACAACGGAAAAAUAUCCGCGCUGAAAAGUUUCGACUUUGAAAAAAUGAAAAAGUUGAAGUUCCACGUUGUUGCGUCAGAUUCUGGAACUCCGUCCCUGAGCAGCAACGUCACAGUGAACGUGUUCAUUCUGGAUCAGAACGACAACGCUCCAGUCAUCCUGUAUCCAGUCAGCUCCAACGGUUCUGCUGAAGGUGUGGAGGAGAUUCCCCGCAAUGUGAACGCAGGACACUUGGUGACUAAAGUCAGAGCCUAUGACGCUGAUAUAGGAUAUAACGGCUGGUUACUGUUUUCACUGCAGGAAGUUACUGACCACAGUCUCUUUGGUUUGGACCGCUAUACAGGACAGAUCAGAACACUUCGCUCAUUCACAGAGACAGACGAGGCUGAGCACAAGCUGCUCAUACUGGUCAAAGACAAUGGGAACGUGUCACUCUCAGCAACAGCUACUGUCAUCGUCAAAGUCGUGGAGCCCAAAGAAGCUUUUGCAGCUUCUGAUGUGAAAAGUUCAACUAAAGCAGAUGAGGACAAUAAUGUGACUUUUUACCUGAUGAUAACUGUGGGCUCAGUUUCAGCUCUUUUUCUCGUCAGUAUCAUCGUGCUGAUUUCAAUGCAGUGCUCAAAGUCCACAGACUAUACUUCUAAAUAUCUGCCAGAGCCUAAUUAUGAUGGGACACUGUGUCACAGCAUCCAGUACAGAUCUGGAGACAAACGCUACAUGUUAGUUGGACCCAGGAUGAGUAUAGGAUCUACUAUAGCCCCAGGAAGCCAUGCCAACACACUAAUGCUGCCUGACAGGAGGGGGAUGUCUGGAGAGGUAAGAAAUGUUUUGAUUUCGAAUUAA